This is a messenger RNA of Drosophila sulfurigaster albostrigata, 1154 nucleotides long. RefSeq lists its product as uncharacterized. Lineage: Eukaryota; Metazoa; Arthropoda; Insecta; Diptera; Drosophilidae. The transcript is spliced from 2 exons. Gene Ontology annotation, biological process: septate junction assembly. The coding region runs from base 117 to 530 and encodes 137 amino acids. The record is from RefSeq and is a predicted model, not a curated record.
UUUGAUUCGUGUCGUGUUUGUCGAAUGAUUUAACAAUCUUUAACUCACUCCUUUUCUCUGAACUUAUUUCUCCAAGUACUUUAAUUGUUUGUCUCUUGCACCAACCACUUUCGACUAUGUCUGUUUGCCGUCCAGUAGUUGUCCGUUCAACGUCCUUUGACUCAAGUUUCGAGCGCUCAUCGCAGGUCUUCACCGCCAGCAUCAUUUUAUUGAUUGAAAGCGUUGCGGAUCAUGGCUAUAGCAGCGAAGCGAUGCUCGUCUGUGGCACAUUAGCUGGGUAUUUAAUCAUUUGCAGUUCCCUAGCCAUAGGACAUUUGUUGGGCGCCAAAAUGGACAGACGAAUCGAUGUACUCUUCGCUGUCGCCGGCUGUGUGCUAUUCAUUUCCACCGGGGCCAUCAUUCUCGAUCGCUGGAUGAACAAUUACGAGACGGCCAUCGAUAAGAACACCAUAUUGUCUGCGGGCGUUUUGGCUUUUGCCAAUGGAGCCAUUUUUAUCGCCGACACAUUUGUCAUAUUUCACGCCAAAUAAAUGUUGCCAAAAAAAGAACCGAAUGCCAUUUCAUUAUGCUGAUUAAUUGAUGAAGAGGAAAUACUAACAUAUAUAGUAUAUAUGUAUAUAUAUAUAAUUGAGCUGCAUGUGUUGAAGUAGUAAAUAAUUAAAUAGUUGCUUUUGGCGUUUGAAUUAAGCUGGCGCCAAAAAGUAUGCUAUACAAAUCGUACAUUUUGCUUAGAGUUUGAUGGAAGUGAAAGAGUUGUGUUUACUUGAGAAGUUAUUUGUGAAGGAAUAAGUAAUGUAUUUUUAUAAAAGCACUUUUAACAAAUUUAAAUAUUAUUCAUUAGAAUGCAGCACUGCUUUCAGUAUAGUAUAAAGCAUCAGCUGACUAUAAAUUAUUAAACAAAAAUGCAGUGCAAUUUGUGUAAAAGGUUAAACAUAUUUUAUGAAAUAGCACUUUUUUAAAAUAUAUAUUUUUUGUUAUAUUAAAAACUAAAAAUAUAUAUUUAAUUUCGACAACAAACUUUUAUAAAUAUUUUUUGAAUAUUUUUGGGUAUUUUUCCGAAACAAAAAAUAAGUGGAAAUGAGGCACAAUCUUGAAAAUAUUUCGUUAAAUUGUAAUUUUUAGCCAAACAUAAUAAUUUGAAAUUACCAAAUAAU